Trachemys scripta elegans is the source of this 3774-nucleotide messenger RNA. It is a transcript of the gene SMIM32, whose product is annotated as small integral membrane protein 32. The coding region runs from base 997 to 1317 and encodes 106 amino acids. The record is from RefSeq and is a predicted model, not a curated record. The transcript has a single exon. NCBI's taxonomy places the organism in Eukaryota, Metazoa, Chordata, Testudines, Emydidae.
GUCACUGCAAGAAGCAUUCAGCACCACUGUGUAAUUCUUCCCUUCACAUAGUAGCAAGUGACGCUGUGGUGGAGUGUCUGUUUAAAGGGAAAAGUCACGUUUCACAUAUUUAUGCCCAGAUCUCAGUUCCAGCUAACAGCUUAGCUGGAGCAGGGGUGAGGAAGAGGCUUCAAAAGAGCUCAGAACUUAUUUUUGUUUUAAACAAAGGAGGCUUUUUUUUUUCUUUAAAGCAACUGAAAAAGCUAAUCCAGAAAGCGAAAGCUUCUCAGUGCUAGCUGCACAGUGCACAAUUAACAGAUCAAGAAAGUCAACUAAUGCUACAAAGAACCAGCAUUCCAGCAGUGAGGAGUUCCCAGAGGGAGGGAAUUGCAACUGCGAAUUCAACUAGAUGUCAAAGAGGAAGCUGUUUCUUUUGGUGGACGUGGACCUUAUUUAACACUGGAUUUGUGUGCAUCGCUCUUCAGAUAAUCACCUGGAAAUCUGUUGUGCCUUCCCUUCAAAACAAGCAAGUGCUGCUAUACAAAGCAUUUCUUCUUCUCUGUUUGGCUUACAGUACAGGGUUUUGUUAAAGAGGAGAGUCUUGUUUCUAUGCACGGGAGGCUGCCACAUUCCACUCCCAGGAAAAUUAAGAAGAUCCUGUCAACUCAUCCCAGAUAACCAGUUCAGUUCACACAGAAGACCCAGUCCAUUUGGCAUAAGCCCUGGUUUUGUCUGAGAGAGCAAGUGCCUGAACAAGAGGUAUAUAUAUAGAUAUAUAUUUACACAUUUUUUUCUGAUUACUAUUUGAGGAUUAAUGAUGUAAAUGUGAUCUAGGGAGACUGAAAGAAGCAAACUCACUGAGCCAUGUAAGUGAACUGAAUUGCUGCAUUUACGUUUAUACAGUAUGUGGCUGGAUUUCAGCUCGUUACAAAUGGGAACAGUCCUUUUCCACACCAACGACUGACACUUUUGCUCUCUUCUGAUACACCUACAGGGGAAGAAAAUUUAAGCAAGAACAUGUAUAGUGAAUUGUUAAAUUCAACCAGUGCCACUGAAGCUCACCUAAUCAUUCAGACCAACACCCCCUACCUGAACAGCACGCAGAGACCAGUAAGCUCCUCCGCGUUUUAUAUGUCAACAGCCAGGGUGUUAAAAGAAGGGGAAAUAAAUAAGCCAGAUCUGGUGACUUACAUUGUUCUGUUUUUCUUCCUGCUUUUGACUGUGAUAAUAAUUGUGCUCUUUAUUAACUGUCAGUUGAAAAAUUCUUUUUUUGCUACUCUACCUUAUGACAGAUCACUCAGAGAAACAAGGAGUACAUGGAGGACACAAGCUGUCUAAAACCACAAAGGGGAAGCCUUGUUUAAUACAGUUUUGCUUUGAUAUAUAGCACUAGCAUGAGCCAGAAAACAUGUGCAAUAAAAUGUUAUUUCCUUAAGCUGUUAGGUGGAUCCAAUCCCCUUUUAAAUAACGUUUGGAGUCUCAGUAUUAAGAGAAAAAAUUCCUUGCAGGGAAAAAAAAUUGCUGUAUGUAUAUUAGAGUAGAUGUAAAUAAAAAGUCCUUUUAUGAAUUAAAAAGAUAAAGCAUUAUUAUGUUUAAUUUAUGUACAGAGAUACACACAAAAGAAAUGCAUUGCAGAUAGUAGAAACCUCUGUUUAACUCUAUAUGUAUGCAAAUUUCAUCACUGACCCAUUCAAUCAAGGUACAAUGGCAUUUGCCUUGACAAUAAUCUCUAAUUUGUACAUCUGGUGGAACUGUAGCCUGUAUUUGGAAAAUCAUGGCAUCAAAGGUAGAAAUGUUAAUAUAUUUACUUGAGGGCCACAAUGAGGAAAUCAAUUUACUUUACAGACCCAUUUUGCUUUAUUGUUACUGGAAACAUGUGGCAAUGUAAUGGAAGAUAUUUCUGGUAAAGACCGUAAGCCAAACAUGCAUCUCUUUUAGCAUCUCUUCUGUGAUCCUGUUAACCAGCAUUCUUGAUGUUCUAGUGCGGGGAUACUCAGACCUCAGUGACUCAGGACCCAAAUUAGUGAUCAACAUUACCCAAAAGAUCCACCGUAGUGUGAAUUUUUUGUUUCAUUUACUAUAGUACUAUUCAUAUUUAAAUAGAAUGGCAGGGGAAAUACUUAGUUUUUAUAUAUUAUUCUCACAGCAAAUAAGUUAUUAACUUAGUAGAAGUUCAUAACUUAAUUGGUUAAUAAUAUAGUAAAACAUCUUGAUUGGUAAAUAACUUAGAUUGGUUAAUAAUUAAAUCACAGUGUUUUAAUAUCAUGUGCUGCUAAGAGCUGCAGGAGACACCUUAAAGAGCCACUUGUGGCUUGCGAGUCACAGUCUGAGUAUCACUGUUCUAGUGUCUCCUGGUCAGAUUUUCAGGCCCCAGUUCUGCUAAAUGGACCACUUAAGAAUGAGGUAACUUGGUUUAAACUUUCUUGAACAACAACAACAAAAGCUGCAUUAACCAAUGUAUCAACCCAAAAGGAUCAUUGGGGUGGAAAAAUGCCACUGUGACAUGGAAACUAAUUAUGAGAGGAUAGCAUCAGUCCCAUUUUGGUGCAAAAAAAAAAAUGAGUAACAAAUUGAAAAGCAGGAAUCACAAUUUUAUAAGAAUGGUUACUUUAAUGCUCACAAUCAUUUUCAUCCCAUGCUUUUGGCAUACUGCUGGAAAAAUUAGAAGCAUGGAUGGAGGAUGGUGCCAUUUACUCAGCAGUGGUCACUGGUGACAAAUUUAAAUUGCAAUUAAUUAGCAAUGAGGCGCUGUUAUAAGAGCUACAUGAAAAUGUCUGUUUAUACUUACUAAUUGACUUGAUACUUUAUGUAUACAAAAAAUGUGAUUUACUACAGAGCUGCAUACUUCUAUUCUGUAAUCCCAGUUUUGCAGAGAAAGAACUGCACAGUGACUGGUAUGCAUCGUCAUUCUAAUUAAUAGUCAAAGAAUGUCAUGUACCCAGUGGUUCAUCAAGGUUGAGGCUGUAGGUAUAUAGGAGUAUGUAUAUAGACACAUACACAUAAGGCCAGAUUCUACUCUCAAUGACACUGGCACAAUCCAAGUGAAACAAAUGGGAUUCAGCUGGUGUCACUAAGAGCAAAAGUUGUACCUAUGUUUCAGUUCAUUAACGUACAGAGAAUCAUGGGAAUGUUGUGUGUAUGUAACUUCUUUUAAAGCCAACUGUAAAGAGUUUACAAACAGAUCACAUACACACAUGUACAGUGAGCUGAUAUAGACACAACCACAUGUGUAUGUGUGUGUGUGUGUGUAACCUGUUUGCAAGCUCUCUUACCUUACAAGAAAUGUUACCAUUGACAAAUCAACUAUCCUUUUAUGCUCUCAGAGUAGUGAACACUUCAUGCUUUUAUCACAGAGAAGAACAAAACUACCAUAUAACUAGGUCUGACUUGUUUCACAAGGAGCAAUUCUUAUCUCACUUAAACCAGUUUAACAACUGGUGUAACUCCAAGGACUCACUCGAGUAUAAAUGCAGUGUUUAUAUGCGAACUGCAUUUAGCUCAACACAUCUAAAUGUAAGAGUUAGAGGAUUAAUUAAUCAAAUUAGGCAAUAAAUGGCUUUUAUACAAUGAUAGUGUGUUUUAAAUGAUCAUAAAUAACAAGUUUGGUCUAAGAAUUUCCAUUGGCACAACAAUUACGACCUUUUAAAGUGUGUUUUGCAUUGUACUGUAAUUCAUUUGUAUUAAAAUAUUCCAUCACACAAGAAAAAACACAGCAGAAUCCUAUUUUUAAAGGGUUAAUGACAAGAGGAGGGUCAUCAAAAGAAUAUGGCACACUUACAAUGAUAUUUACAAUGG